UUGAUGUUUCCUUUGUCAAGAUUGAGGAGGUCAUUGGUGCCGGGGAGUUUGGGGAGGUGUGUCGGGGGAGGCUGAAGGUCCCAGGGAAGAAGGAGAACUACGUGGCCAUCAAGACCCUGAAGAGUGGCUACACAGACAAACAGAGGCGGGACUUCCUGUCGGAGGCUAGCAUCAUGGGCCAGUUCCAGCACCCCAACAUCAUCCACCUGGAGGGCAUCAUCACUGCUUCCUGUCCCGUCAUGAUCCUCACUGAGUUCAUGGAGAACGGAGCGCUUGACUCCUUCCUUAGGUUGAACGAUGGUCAGUUCACUCCCAUCCAACUGGUGGGCAUGCUGCGUGGCAUCGCGUCGGGCAUGAAGUACCUGUCUGAGAUGAGCUACGUCCACAGAGACCUGGCCGCCCGCAACAUCCUGGUCAACAGCAACCUGGUGUGUAAGGUGUCUGAUUUCGGCCUGUCCCGUUUCCUCCAGGAGAACUCCUCAGACCCCACCUACACCAGCUCUCUGGUGAGACUACUGCACCCUGUUCUUCCUCAACACCGAGCCCUUUGUGUGUGUGUGCAUAUGUUCAUGGUAUAUGGUUGUUGACUACAGAUAGUCAUGGUGUGUGGUUGUUGACUACAGAUGGUCAUGGUGUGUGGUUGUUG
Molecule: messenger RNA, 646 nt
Organism: Oncorhynchus masou masou (cherry salmon)
Lineage: Eukaryota; Metazoa; Chordata; Actinopteri; Salmoniformes; Salmonidae
Product: ephrin type-B receptor 3-like
Exons: 3
Coding region: 174-587 (137 amino acids)
Biological process (GO): ephrin receptor signaling pathway; axon guidance; protein phosphorylation
Cellular component (GO): plasma membrane; dendrite
Molecular function (GO): transmembrane-ephrin receptor activity; ATP binding
Source: RefSeq, a predicted model, not a curated record